Molecule: messenger RNA, 2067 nt
Organism: Eruca vesicaria subsp. sativa (arugula)
Lineage: Eukaryota; Viridiplantae; Streptophyta; Magnoliopsida; Brassicales; Brassicaceae
Source: the annotation of a GenBank genome assembly
CCGUAAUCUGUUCCUCUUUCUUCUUCAUAGCCAUUGUAGAAUUUGGCGAUUGGAUUUCUCAACUGAAACACUUUAAUCGCCACCCACCCCCAUUAAUCCAUCUCUGUGCCAUGAACUCUCCUUUAAUCGCAUCGUUUUGCCUUCCUCCAAUCCUCUUUUAUGGAUUCGUUUUCCUUUCCUCUAUCUCAUUGUAUUUAUAUCGAAUCCUUUUCCAAAUCUUUCCAUACUCACAAAAAACUCACACGCGAUGAACUCCAACAGCAACACCUUUGUUUCCGGCGAUCUUACCUCCACGAAGUUGAUCAACUCCGCCGGCGAUCCUGUAAACCGUACGUCUGAAACCGGUGAUUCCUCCGCCGUAGCUAUCCCUAAAAGAGGCAUAACUCGUGUCUCCCCAGUGAACGCCGUCGCCGGUGCAGCAAGGUACACGAAACAUCAUGGCAAGGCCGUUGUCUCAUCCGAAAAGUCUGAUGCAGUUUUGUCAUUCAGAGAUGUGGGUCUCGGACCACACGAAGCUGAAUUGAGGUUUCGUCUGAUACAUUUUUGGGAGGCUCGGAAUCCACUCACAAAGACGCUUAUUGGUCUUGAAAUGCUGCUCAUCGACGAGCAGGGUAUUGUCAUCCAGGGGUUUAUUCCACCAGCGAGGAUUGACACCUAUCUCCCACACUUGAAAGCUGGUUCCAUAUACCGACUCACCAACUUCUACGGGUCUAAGAGCAAGGUUGUGUACCGGGUUGCUGAACCAAACGUGACUGUAACUUUCUCUUGGAACUCCGUCCUCUCUGCUUCAGCUGACAGUUCGGUUGGGUUUCCUGAGGAUCGGUUCCGAUUCUAUGGGUACAAGGAAUUUGAUGAGGCCUGUGACCGUAAAGGAGAUCUUUAUGAUUAUGUUGGUCAUAUGAAGUUGGUUAAUGAGCAUCCUGUGAAUGAUAGUCUUGUGCUUGAUGAGGCGGAGUUAGCUUCCUCACCUCGGAUUCUGCUCCAUGUUCAGACACAUGAAGGUCCUCUGAUGAAACUCUAUCUAUGGGACAAGGUUGCUUCGGAGUUCUGUGAGAAAUUCAGAGCUCACGGAAACACUCCAAGGGUUAUUCUGGUGACUACUGUGAACCCGAAACGAUUUGGAGGUGCAUUAUCUCUCACCUCAGUAACAUCUUCCCGUGUGUUUUUUGACUCCGACGUUGAACCAACCAGAGACUAUCUAACUUGGUUUCACUCGAACCCUAAUGUAGCUAACAUGGUUGAUGCCAAAGUUGUCACUAAGACUGAGACAGCUACUAUUGGAGAACUAUUCUCUUACGUGAAGCAGGAGGGAGCAAAGGUUGCUUGGUUUGAGUGUACAUCAACUAUUGAUGAUGUUGUGCAAGGUACUGCAUGGUAUUAUAUUGGUUGCGGUGUAUGCCAUACUAAGGCAACCAAAGGGCCUACAACACUCAUGUGUAAGAAAUGUGGAAAAAAUGAGAUUGUUGGUGUUGCACAGUAUUUGUCGAAGAUCUCUGUUUAUGACAAGGAGGACCAGGCUAAUUUUGUGCUCAUUGGCGAUGCUGGGUUUGAGUUGACUGGGAAAAAAGCAUCAGAGUUGGUUGAGAGCUACUUUGAGGCCAAUGAAAGCAUGGAAGAUGAUCACAUUGUCCCCGUCCCUCAAGCUCUGAUUGAUACCAUUGGGCAAACUCACAAGUUUGUUGUCAAGGUAUCAACCCAUAACUUGACCGGCAAGGUUCAAUCUUUCACUGUUACCAAGGUACUGCGCCCUGAGCCUAUAGAACCUGAAGGCAACUUGGAUGAGGAAGCUGAAGAUGACAAGGGGGCAUCUGCAGAUGCGAAGAUGAAAAAGGGUUCUGAUGUGGUUGAGUCAACAGAGGGCUAGCGUGGCUAUUGUGGCUGAAAUUUCUUAUUUCUGUUUUUGGUUUUAUUAAAGACUAUGCUUUGUUGCUUUCCUUUCUAGACUCUGUUUUUCAGCAUUUGAACUUUUUUGGUAUUACUAUCUUCUGGUUAUACUUACUUUUUAUUUAUUUCAAUCUAUAUCGUUUUGAUAAUAUUUGUGUGUAAGUCUUUUAGUUUUUUAAUGUG